GAUGGUCUGUUAAACAUUUAAAGAUUUAAAACCAUGUUAAAAAUGUACGAUUUAAAUCUAUCAGCGUUUAUUCCAACUUGAUCCCUUUAAGAAAUUGGAACGGACUUCUUUUUGUUUUGAACAUUUAAAUAAUACAAAACAAUUACUGUUUUGUCAUAUGUUAAUUGGUAUACAUUAACGUACAAUGAGUUUAAAAUCAGCACAAUAAUAAAGAUGGGCGAUAAUAGUACCGAUUCGUUACAGAUUCGGAAAAUGGCUUCUCCAAAAAGUCCAGUUGACAGACAGAAAAGAAGAAUAAAGGACUUGGAUGAAAAAUGGAAAAUGCUUUUUAACGAGAAACAACGUCCACCUUUGUACAGCGUCGAGAAGUAUAUUGAAUACCUUCGGAAAUUCACAGAAAAUCCUCCUACCGAUGAUUCCUCCUACAGUAAAGGGAGCACCAGGUCUAACUCCUCCGCAGGAAGUUCACGAUCUGGAACCGGUUCAGAACAACAAAUUUCUUAUCUACUGAAGAAGCUCAAACUAGACUUAAAGAUGUCGUAUGACAGAUUUUUAGAGAAUUUUAUAAGCAGUCCGAAUAACGGUUUAGUGCUGCUUCUUACACUGUUGAAAAAUAUUCAGAAAUUUACCAGAGACGACAUGAAAAGAACUGCUAGAGAAAAACUACAAUCGAAAAAACGUGCAAUGAUAGAAGAGUUGGAAUGUGUUAUGUGCAUCAAAUUCUGUCUCCGUUAUAGGGGUUCAGUUAAAAUUUUGCUAGAUGUACCGUAUGGUUUAGAAAAUGUUGCUGAGGCUUUACUAAGUUCAAAUGUCAUGUCGAGAUGUACGGCACUAGAGGUUAUGAGUAAGGUAUUGAUGGAAGAUGAAGGUUUCCAUAGAGAUCUAGAAUGCUUUUCUUACUUUCGAUUAAAGAACUGUGAACCGGUCAGGUUCAAGUUCCUCGUCAACAUGUUAAUGACGGCUGGUUCCAGUGCAAUACAAGUCUCAUUUCAGCUUUGUUGUAUGAAGUUUAUAAAUUCCCUGCUAACCUCGUCACCCGAUGGUAACACACGUAUUUUUCUGCAAUCAGAAGUGGAGAGUGCUGGUUUAGAUAUAAAAGCAUUGUUAUCGACCGUUGAGAUGAAAUCAACUGAUGAAAAAGACGAGUUAAGAAAAGAAAUAAUAGAUUACAGGAACAGUCUUUUAGAUGUGGACCAGUUGUUAGAAUCCCAUGAAACUUUAUACAAGUUAAACAUUGAACUACAGCAAAGGGUGUUUGAACUUCAAUCACAGUUACAGUUAUCAAGAAGAUUACAGCAAAACCAAGAACCAGAUGAUAUUGUCCAUACUUACCAUAAACAGCAAAGUCCUGAACCGGAAACCAUUCAAGGAUUGGAAGAGUUAGAUCAACUACUAGAUUCUAUAGAUUCAGAUAGUAACCAUUCUUUUGAAGUUCAACCAGAAACAUCAAAUCCUGUUGUAGAACCACGAGUAAUAAAUCAACCAAUCAUACGCAGAGGAAGUAAUCGCAAUUGGCGAAAAACUGGCCACCCACUUCCUGUUUUAAAAAGACAAUCUAAAGACACAAUUGUACCAUUAUCAUACAAAAUAUUGAAUUCAGACAAUAGUGAGCCCAAACAUGACUAUAACCAAAACAUUGAACCGAGGAUUGAAGGUAGAGAACAGAACAAAGCAAAGAGUGAAAAAAUAACUUUUAUUGAAAAGACUAGAGCAGACAGAUUUUUGCAGAUACAAAAAGAAAUAGGAUUGCCACUAGAUGUUAUUGUGGAAUGUGUACAGUCGUACGAUAUAGAGGACAUUGCUACCGAAAAUGUCAAAGCAUUAUUUGAACUUUUGCCAACUGAAAACGAGAUGAGAAAUAUUUUAACCCUUGAAUGCGAUUUAGAAAAUCUUGGAGAAGCAGAACAGUUUCUUGUACAGAUGAUGGCUGUGGAACGCUUAGAAGAAAAGUUAAAUAUCAUGCAAUUUGUGGAUCAAUAUCAGAAAACAGUUGAUGGCAAGUACCAGGAAGUAAGCAAAAUAAAGGAUUGCUGCAAAAAAGUUAUGGAAUUUAAACAUUUUAAGAGUUUACUUGAGGUAAUAAAAGAUUACAUGGUUGACAAUUUCUACACUACACCAUUAGACUUUAAAUUGUCAUUUUUAAUAGAAUCUGAUUCAACAUGUCUGGAACCUACUGAAUGGAAUCUAUUGAAGACUAUUGUUGGCGAAAUAUGUAGCACACAUCCGUAUUUACUGCAUUGGUACAAAGAUAUAUCAUUUGACCUUGACGAAAAAGUUUCCAUCAAAAGUUUUCAGCUAUUUAUAGAUGAAACGAAACGUGGUAUCAAGGUAAUCGAAACGGAACAGUCAAAGUGUCCAUCAGAAGACCUUAAUAAAACUCACCAUUCAGUGUGCAGCCGAUUUAAUUCUUUUUAUGAACAUUUUCAAGAAAUGGACAAACUAUUUAGUGAUGUUUGUGUCCUUUGUAAUGAAAACAAGGAAAUAAUAGAACCAGCAGACCUGUUAACAAACAUUAAUACGUUUGCGGCUCGUUUUGAGAAUUUAGUUGAAAAAUUACCUGUCAGAAAAUUAUCAAAGGAUAUCACUUUGGAGCCGAUUCCUGACUACAUGAGACAAAAAGAAAAUGAAUUUCAAAAACAAACCGAAUCAAAACUCUUUUCUCAGGAAAUAAUAGAAUCGGAUUUGGACACGUUUGGACUAAACGCCACAAAGCAAAUGGACGACAAGGAACGAAUAAAAAAUUGGAUUGUAAUGACAACGCCAUCACAAUAUGUAGAUCCUUCUGUUUUCGUUGAACAAUCGUAUACUUCAAAAAACAAAGACGGUGAGAAGUGGUGUAAAUUAAAACACCAAGACAGUGAUAGCGGGGAUAGUGCAUUCGAAGGAUCAGGUGGGCGUUGUUUGAAAAAAUAUGUCAUGACGAAAGAAGAAAGUAAACAACGGACAAGUUCACCUCUGUUGAAAUCUAAUCUUACAAACGAACCUCCACCUGACUACCCUAGAAGUAACUCUCCUGACUUGGUUGAUAAUCAAUAUGAUGACUUAAGUAGUGAGGUGUCACGGAUCCUUCAGGAGUUUGAAGGAGAUUUAAAUGGUUACGAAACCCAUCUAUCUAGUCCUGUCAAUCGCAAAUUUUAUACCAUUCGAUCUAUCAUUCAUUUAUAAAUAUUUUUUUUCCCGUUUUGGCUUUUAACAAGUAAAAAUAUUAUUUAUUUAGCUGUUAGGAACCAUUUUGAAGGCUAAACAUGAGCAAAAUAUAAUAAAUGUAUACCAUUGACAAAAAUAUAAUAAAUUAUAGAAGAGUACACGAAAUUUAUUAAUGAAUCAUAUUGUAAGACCUUUGUUCAUUGUGACUAGAGCUAUCAGCUGAUUUUUUUUUACUUUGCUUUUGUGAUCUUGUUAACUGGUACCUUACUUUAUAUAUCAUUUUUGUAUUCCAUUUCCAUGUUGUUAUAUUUGAGCUGUAUAUUACCUCAUGACAAUAUUAUUAAUUGACAGUGCAAUAAAUAGACAUACAUAUUUAUUUAUUUUUAUUCAGGAAAAACAGUCACGAAUAGAAAAAAGUAGAAUAAAAAAAAUACCGAACCCCGAGGAAAAUUCAAAAAAAAAGAUUCCCUAAGUAAAUGUCGUAUUCAAAAGCUCAAACUCACAAAAAAACGAUGGAUAACAACUGUCAUAUUGCUGACUUGUUACAUGAAUGUUCAUAUGUAAACAAUGGUGGAUUAAACCUUUAAGGAAGGAUGAUAGCUUAAUCACCUGUAAUCAGGUCUUCCGUAAAAUGUACAGUCCAGUCAGAAUGAGAAGCAAGUGUUUUUAAUUUUGAAUCCAGUGCAUUUUGAAUAUUAUCUGUUAUAUAAAAGUUUAUUCUUUUAUCUUUGUUGUGAGUGAUUUUGUUGACUUUGACCUCAUUUUUGGGAAAAAAUUGCAUUGAGUAAACUAUUUAAAAAAAACAACGUCUGAAUCCGUGUUUGACAUUGUAGAAUAUU
Molecule: messenger RNA, 3986 nt
Organism: Mytilus trossulus (common blue mussel)
Lineage: Eukaryota; Metazoa; Mollusca; Bivalvia; Mytilida; Mytilidae
Product: formin-like protein 1
Exons: 21
Coding region: 214-3165 (983 amino acids)
Biological process (GO): regulation of cell shape; cell migration; cortical actin cytoskeleton organization
Cellular component (GO): cytosol
Molecular function (GO): small GTPase binding; actin filament binding
Source: RefSeq, a predicted model, not a curated record